Rubroshorea leprosula is the source of this 1130-nucleotide messenger RNA. Lineage: Eukaryota; Viridiplantae; Streptophyta; Magnoliopsida; Malvales; Dipterocarpaceae. The record is from the annotation of a GenBank genome assembly.
GAAUAUAGAAAUUAUUCAUGGGUUUUUUUUCUCUUCUGGAUUGCUUAUUUAACAGUAUUUGUGCUCAUUUUAUUGACUGAUUGAUUUUAUAUAUUUAUGUACUGAUUUUUUGAUGGAGCAGAUAGUAACCUUAGAAGAUGUGGUUGAGGAGAUUGUUGGAGAAAUCUUGGAUGAAAAUGAUUCAAAGGAGGUGAUCCAGAAGAAAACUGGCUAUAUUGUAAUGAGAGCAGAGGGAGUAUAUGAUGUCCAUGCCCAUGCAUCUAUUUAUUUGCCAUCUGAGGACUUGAAUAUCAAAAUGCCAGAGGAACAUCAGUAUGAGACAGUAUCUGGUUUUGUAUGUGAAGUAUUUGGAUACAUCCCUAGGGCUGAUGAGAGCAUCAAAAUAUUAGCUACAAAUACCCGAAAGGUUAGUGCUGUUCGUUUUGAGCAGAUAAACAAUGGGAAAGCAAUGUCAGAGGCCAAAGAUGGAACUCGAUUGAUUCCCAAAUUCAUGAAGAGGAGAGGGAACAGUGACAAAUUGGAUAACAUUACCUAUGAUGAGAAUGCAUUUCAGAAGAGAUAAGAGAAUUGCCUUUCUGAUUGCUCUGUAGUUCUGAAGAUACAUAAGAUAAUGGCCAUUAGCUACAUUACAUAUUCUCUUUUCUUUUCUUUAGCUCCUUUUCGUUCCCAUAUUCUUAUUGCCCCAUGAAGAACAAACGGAAGGAAACCACAGGAUUACUAGGUAGACUAACAUUGUAAUACUUUUUCACAGAUGAAGUGAAGUAUCAACAUCUGAAAUAUCAUCAUUGUCAGUUGUGCAUAUGACAGUGUCUCUGGACCAUAAACUCUCCAACAUUGGAGUUUGAAUGACCUGAACCUGGGUAUUCCUGCUCUACAGACUAGCUUCUCUUUUGAGUGUACAUUGAAGAGGCAGCUCUGACUGAAGCAUGAGUACAAGGUGUAAAAGCGAUCUGUAUGGCACAUAAGGCAUGGCUGCAUUGAUCUGCCUUGAUUCAGGGAACAUCCGUAAGAGCUCUUUCUCCUGCCUUAUCUCCUUGGCUCUCUCCAACUAUCUGAACCUUUCUUGCAGAAGAGCAAUGGAUGGAUGAACGACUGUUGGAUCAAUCUGUUAAUAACUCUUAAAGGAUAAU